UAUGGAUUCAGAGGAAAAACUUAGUCAUUCCCUACUUAUCCCAUCUCAAGAGAAACAAGAGCAUUUCAAUAUUCAGGAUGGGAAGUUGGAAGACCAUGGAUUAGUUAAGAUGGGCAAAAUUCAGACGUUCUUUACUCUUCCCAAAGGGUUCAUGGGCACAGGACUUUUAUUCAUGCCUAAUGGGUAUAGUAAUGCAGGCUGGAUGUUUGGAACAGCUUCUAUUGUAGCAAGUAUGGUGAUCACUAUGGUCUGUGGCCUCUUGUUGAUCCAGGUUGCAGAUAAGUACAAAGGUACCUUCUCAGAACUAGGGUUCCUAGCUAUGGGUAAUCCAGGAAGAUAUAUCUGUGAUAUCGUUCUAGCUCUAUCUCAAGCAGGUUUUGUGACAGUGCAUAUUGUGUUUAUCAGCCAGAACCUCAACAACAUAUUUGAGUAUCAUUGGGGAUUUACUGUCAACAUUUGGGUGAUGGGGCUGGUCUUCUUUGUGAUAUACACUCCGCUUUGCUGGGUCAGGAAGAUACAGACACUCGGGAAAUAUCACACUUUUGGAGAUCUGACUGUGCUUCUUGCAGCUGGGAUAUUGAUCAUAAAGGCAAUAACUUUCUAUUUAGAGCAAGAUACUUUUGCAGAUGAUAUUAAGCCUUUCAAUCCAGAUAAAUAUUUGGUCUUUCUAGGGACAGCAGUAUUCAUUUUUGAAGGAGUUGGAGUAGUCAUUCCAGUGAGAGAUGCUUGCAGAGACAAAGAGUGUUUCCCCUUCAUUUUCAUAACCAUGAUGCUUUUCUUGAGUUGUGUGCUGAUCUUCUUCGGCUUCUUCAACUAUGCAGUGUAUGGAGAUCAACUCCUAUCUUCAGCUCCAAUGGUGACGAAAGUUUUGAGCAAAGGCGAUUUGAUAGUAGAAAUUGUAAUGACCCUCUUUGUAUUUAAUUUGGUGAUUUCGUAUCCUCUGGUUAUUUACCCCUCAAAUGUUAUCAUUGAAAGCUACUCUAUUGACAAAAUACCUCCAUCCAAAAGUAGAUUCUGGCUAAGAAAUCUCAGCAGAGCACUGGUAGUCUUCAUAACGUUCUUUAUUGGAAUUUACUUGGAGGACACUUUGGACAGAUUAUUAUCAGUAGUUGGCUCUCUAACCUGCACUCCAGUAGCCUUCAUAAUGCCAGCAGUGUUUCACUUACAGCUGGUAGCUGAAAGUAAAAUUGCAAAGAGAAUAGAUUACUCCAUCAUUGUAUUAGGAUUAACCCUACUGGUGUGAAUUACAUCAUAUACAAUCAUCAGUUGGGUUUAA
Molecule: messenger RNA, 1276 nt
Organism: Moneuplotes crassus
Lineage: Eukaryota; Ciliophora; Spirotrichea; Euplotida; Euplotidae
Source: the annotation of a GenBank genome assembly